Messenger RNA from Eremomyces bilateralis CBS 781.70, 1117 nucleotides. Its product is annotated as ubiquitin-conjugating enzyme. Lineage: Eukaryota; Fungi; Ascomycota; Dothideomycetes; Eremomycetales; Eremomycetaceae. The transcript has 4 exons. The record is from RefSeq and is a predicted model, not a curated record. The coding region runs from base 281 to 730 and encodes 149 amino acids.
UUCCCGCCCAUUCCAAUCUCGAGAUAGGGCCACAGACCCUUGAGGUUUACUACUAUUCUCUUCCAUUCACUCCUACCAGUCUUUCUCAAAGCCUCUGGAUCACUUUGGAACUCUUUAUUAGCUUGACUCCCUCUGAGCCGCCAGCGUGAUCAGUCUCGUACCUUGUUUCGAUCCCGAUUACAAACACCGCUUUGCCUCCUAUACUUCAAGACUCACCCGGAGAUAUCUCCCAUUCUCUUCACACGCAGCAACCUCAUUGCUGAGGAUUACUCCCGCCAAAAUGUCUCUUCCGAAGAGAAUCAUCAAGGAGACAGAGCGCCUGAUGGCCGAACCAGUCCCAGGCAUAAGCGCCGUACCGCAUGACGACAACCUGAGAUACUUCAACGUCACCAUCGACGGCCCAUCACAAUCCCCUUACGAAGGAGGCACUUUCAAACUGGAGCUUUUCCUCCCCGAAGACUACCCCAUGACACCGCCGAAGGUCCGAUUCCUCACGAAAAUCUACCACCCCAACAUCGACCGGCUGGGGAGGAUCUGCUUGGACGUGCUGAAAGCCAACUGGUCGCCCGCCCUUCAGAUUCGAACCAUCCUGCUCUCAAUACAAGCCCUACUAGGUGCUCCGAAUCCCGAUGACCCGUUGGCCAACGAUGUUGCCCAGCGCUGGAAGGAGGACCAGAAUGCCGCGAUCGACACGGCUAAAGAGUGGACGGCAAAGUACGCCACAGCUUAGCGAGUCAGGUGCUUUCACGUCGAAGGAAGCUAUGGAAUGCAUAUGAGUACGUCCGUUCAGACCGCUCGGAUUUCUUGAAAGCGAACGGAUGUAACGGUUUGCUGACGCGGACGUAUGGCCAAGUCCGGUCAGGUGACGAUGAGGGGAGAGCAUUAGGUUGGGCCAUCGUGUUAAUUACUUGGGACAUUAAGCUGGUUUAUGAUUGACGGGCUCACCACUCGAUGACUAAAUGCCAUUUUUUUGAGCAAUGCUUUUGCAUACGGCAUGCAUGACGCGUGUGACAGCUUAUACAUUAUGACUGGACAUGACAACAGAUAAACAGAUGCGUAGGGACCGUCUUCAUCCUCCUGUUCUUUCUCAACGAUAUUCCUAUGCUACCCUGGAAAU